Messenger RNA from Diabrotica balteata, 576 nucleotides. NCBI's taxonomy places the organism in Eukaryota, Metazoa, Arthropoda, Insecta, Coleoptera, Chrysomelidae. The record is from the annotation of a GenBank genome assembly.
AUGAUAAAAGCAAUUCUAGUCUUUAAUAACCAUGGGAAACCUAGACUCUCUAAAUUCUACCAAUAUUUUGCUGAAGAUAUGCAACAACAAAUUAUCAAAGAAACGUUCCAGUUGGUUUCUAAAAGAGACGAUAACGUUUGCAACUUUUUGGAAGGUGGAAGUUUAAUUGGAGGAAGUGACUACAAACUAAUCUACAGACAUUAUGCUACUCUAUAUUUUGUAUUUUGUGUAGACUCCUCAGAAAGUGAACUUGGUAUUUUGGAUCUGAUACAAGUAUUUGUUGAAACCUUGGAUAAGUGCUUUGAAAAUGUAUGUGAACUAGACUUAAUAUUCCAUGUUGAUAAAGUUCACUAUAUACUAAAUGAACUUGUAAUGGGUGGUAUGGUUUUAGAAACAAAUAUGACAGAAAUACUUACCAGGAUAGAAGACCAAAACAAAAUGGAGAAAGCAGAGGCUGGCAUUGCUGCAGCACCUGCAAGAGCUGUAUCAGCUGUUAAAAACAUGAACAUUCCACAACAAAUCAAAGACAUCAAGUUACCCGACUUGCCGCAGGCUAUUAAAGAUUUGAAAUUCUGA